Molecule: messenger RNA, 2656 nt
Organism: Manduca sexta (tobacco hornworm)
Lineage: Eukaryota; Metazoa; Arthropoda; Insecta; Lepidoptera; Sphingidae
Product: putative nuclease HARBI1
Exons: 3
Coding region: 1329-2483 (384 amino acids)
Source: RefSeq, a predicted model, not a curated record
CUCAUUAAUAUUCUAGUCAAAGAUAAACAUUCGUUCGACUAUUACACCUGCUUAUAAAUUAUUUAAUUUACGCCUUAUAAUGGGUAAGAGAAUUGGCGCAUAUUCACGCCUGUAUCUAAAGGGGUAGGUAAUAUAAAUACGUACACUGUUUGAACAAUAUUUCCAUCUACGUUUUGAACAAAGCCUGUCGCCAAACACAAUUCCAAUCCUGAGCAACUCAUGUGAUAUCUCAAUUCUGGAAAUCAAUAUAAAUUGUAAGAAUGUUCUGAAUAGAGGAUUGGUCUCACCACCGAUAUAAACAAGGACUUAAUUAAUAUGUAAUGCACGUCAUGGUAUUUUCUGUUGAUAAGGCUUGUUUUUACCUCAAGACGACAUAUUGUAACUACGUAGAUGAGCAAGAUGCAAUAUUUGUUCUUUAUUUAAAAUGCAAUGACAUUCAAUAUUCUCAGAAUUCUUCAUUCUUUAUUCAAAUAACGUAUUUACGUAUCAGUCCAUUACUCCAAAACGAAAGGCCAUUGUCUAUAUAUAUUAUACAAAAACGAAAUUUCUGGAUUUAUAAAGCCUAAAUAUAAACCUUCAAUAUUAACAAGAUAAUUUCUCAGAUGUAGGUUUAUAAAGUAUUCCACCAGAACCAUCCACAACAAAGGUGAAUUCCAUAUCCAUAAAACCUUAGACGAAUAAGCUAGAAAAAAACUAUUAUUUGUAGACGAGUAAGUAAUCAAUCUUAUAUCAUUUAAGAUGUCGACAAUCCUCGUUACUGAUAAAUGUUAAUCAUUAAGCUAUCUCCUAUAAUACAAGAUUCUAAAAAAAUAAACCCUGAUUAAAGUCAUUAGGUAUAUUUUAGCUGAUAAAAAAACAAUCACUGUAACUCAAACAACAAUAAUAAAAUACAGCACAAUUACUGCAAUUUUGUAUUGAGUUUUAUAUAGAAGGUUGGUUUGAAUGGUCAAUAAAAUUGUGUAUCUAAGUAAAUUAUUCUUGAUAUUAUUAAUAAAUCAGCUUACGUUCUCAAUACAAUAGUUAUUCAUAAAUAUACUCUUUUUAAAAUGCAGUUCAAUUCUGAAAACUGUUAAUGAAAUACUACAUUGUUCCUAAAUGCUAUUUAUAGACUAGUAAUAGUCUACUUUUUAUCUCGACCAAUGAUUUCACAACAUAAUCCGUCUUAUUACAGAACGAGGUUUAACUAAAAACUUUGGUUUAAACCUAUACAAAGUACGGUUUAUAUAAAAAUGGUAUUACAAAAAGUGGUUUAACGAUAAACCAUGGACUAUUUGAUGGUCUAAUGCUAAACCUCGGCGCCCCUGGUUUGAUGAUGGUCUAAAUCGUAAAUGUCAAAUCAAAUUUCAAAUCAUUUGUCAGAUUGUGUCAGAUUAUCUCUUAAAUUAUCGUCUGUUUCGUUGUCUUGUGUUAUUUUUUACACGAAAAUGGAUAUUAACAUGGUAGAUUCAGUCGAUAUUGAGGAUAUAGAAGCCGUUGAGCUACUGGAAACGCCACGCCGACCUAAUAGAAAUCGUGUUCGAGUCAAUCCCUUCAUUGAUUUAUCUGAUGAAGAUUUCAGGCAAAAGUAUAGAUUUACUAAAUCUUUUGCAAUGAAAAUAGUAGAUUUAUUAAAGGACCCAUUAACUCGAGACACCCGUGGAUGCCCGGUGUCUCCCGAAAUCCAAGUGGUUUGCGCAUUGCGAAGCUGGGCUCGACAUGAGAUCCAAGAUGAUACAGCCGAUUUGCAUGGAGUCUCACAGCCCUUUAUAAGUAAAAUAUGCAAAAAAAUAGCAGGAGCCAUAGCCGGAAUAUCGCAUAGAUUUAUAAAAAUGCCUGCUACAUUGGCAGAACAAGAGGAAGCAAUGCGAAAAUUCCAUAGAAUUGCAAAUUUUCCUUCAGUAAUUGGUGCAAUUGACUGUACUCACAUAAGGGUAAAAAAAUUAUGUGAAGAUGGUGGUCAAAUAUAUAUCAAUCGCAAAGGAUUUCCAUCUAUUAAUGUCCAGGUAGCCUGCGAUGCAAAUUUAAAAAUAAUAGAUAUUGUUGCUAGGUGGCAUGGCAGUGUCCAUGACUCUCGAAUUUUUAGAGAAAGUCGACUAAAGCAGAGAUUUGAGGCUGGUGCCUUCUCAGGCAUUUUGCUUGGAGACAGUGGGUAUGCAUGUACACCGUAUUUGUUUACUCCCUUACUGAAUACCUCAACACCCCAAGAAGAACGGUACAAUAGUGCUCACAUUAACACCAGAAAUGCAGUGGAGAGAUGUUUUGGGUUGUGGAAGCAGAGGUUCCGUUGUUUAUUAAGAGGCCUUUACUGUGACAUUGAAACUGCAAGAAAAACUAUUGUAGCAUGUGCUGUAUUGCACAAUAUCGCAAUUGAUAUGAAGGAAGAUGUGUUUUCUAGUGGUCUCGAAGACGAAGUUAACAGGCAAUCUCACGCAGUUGUUUUGGCCGCAGAAAACAAUGUUCGCGGAAAUAUUAGAAGAAGGCAAUUUAUUGAAAGACACUUUUAAUUAAAAUAAUAUAUUUUUGUAAUAAGCUUGAAAUUAUAUUUUUUAUACCUGAAAAAGAAAAUGAUAUUAGACAUAACUAAUAUGUGUAUUACUGUGACACUUAUAUAAUCAUAGCAUUGAAAACUUAUAUAAUAGUGGUAUAUUAUUAUUCAUAUGUUACAUUUACCAUUUAA